AUGGGUCGCUCUCAGGAGCUCAGUGAAUUCAAGCGUGGUACCGUAAUAGGUUGCCACCUGUUCAAUAAGUCCAUCCAUGAAAUUUCCUUGCUACUAAAUAUUCCACGGUCAACUAUUAGUGGUAUUAUAACAAAGGAAGCAAUUGGGAACAACAGCAACUCAGCCAUGAAGUGCACGCAGAAGUCGCCUACUGUCGGCAGAGUCAAAGACCUCCAAACUUUGUUACUAGUGAAGAUAACUGUUAGGGCAUCAACAUACCAAGACAUUUUGAACAAUUUCCUGCUUCCAACUUUGUGGGAACAGUUUGGAGAUAGC
Messenger RNA from Staurois parvus, 315 nucleotides. Lineage: Eukaryota; Metazoa; Chordata; Amphibia; Anura; Ranidae. The record is from the annotation of a GenBank genome assembly.